AGAGUGAGGGAGGGGGAGAAUCAGAAUUCCAGUCUGCCGGGAAAAGAGGGGGAUUGAAGCUUGACUUCGCCCAACGGAGAUCCGAAACAGUUGUUAGGGUUUUGGCUGUUUCAGAUAUGCCAAUCCUUCUUAUUUUUGCUUUUAUGCGGAGCUGCACAACCCAAGAGCAUAGUUUGGAUCCUCAGCAAACAAUCACAAUAUGGCAAGAGGACUGAAGAAGCACAUGAAACGGCUCAAUGCCCCCAAACAUUGGAUGCUUGACAAACUUGGAGGAGCAUUUGCUCCCAAGCCAUCAUCUGGGCCUCACAAAUCCAGGGAGUGCCUGCCUCUGAUUCUGAUCUUGCGGAACAGAUUGAAAUAUGCCCUUGACUAUCGUGAGGUCAAUGCAAUUUUAAUGCAAAGGCAUGUUCUUGUGGAUGGGAAGGUCAGGACUGAUAAGGCAUAUCCUGCAGGAUUCAUGGAUGUUGUUUCCAUCCCCAAAACAAAUGAGAACUUCCGUCUACUUUAUGACACCAAAGGCCGUUUCCGUCUUCACUCAAUUAGGGACGAAGAAGCAAAGUUCAAGCUAUGCAAAGUUCGAUCUGUGCAGUUUGGGCAUAAAGGGAUACCAUACCUGAAUACCUAUGAUGGCCGCACCAUCCGCUAUCCAGAUCCACUCAUCAAGGCUAACUACACCAUCAAGUAUGAUCUUGAGUCCAACAAGAUCGUUGAUUUCAUCAAAUUUGAUGUCGGAAAUGUGGUUAUGGUGACGGGUGGAAGGAAUAGGGGGCGAGUGGGAAUCAUUAAGAACAAGGAGAAGCAUAAGGGUAGUUUUGAGAUCAUCCACAUCCAGGAUGCAACGGGUCAGGAGUUCGCGACUCGUGUGGGUUAUGUGUUUACCCUUGGCAAGGGUACAAAAUCGUGGGUAACCCUUCCAAAGGGCAAGGGUAUCAAGUUAUCCAUCAUCGAAGAGGCUAGGAAGAGACGAGCCAUGCAAGCAGCAAAUGCCGUCUAGAUUCGGUCUCCUUGGAGUUAUAUGCUAUUUUCGUCGGUUAAACGAGUUUUAAUAAGGGAUUAGUUAACUUUCGAGUCGGUUUAUUUGGUUUGGUUUUAAGUUUUGUGGUAUUUCUAAGAUAAAUUCAGUAGCAGCAUGGUGAGAGGCCAUGUACUGGCUAUCUUAUUGUGACUUCCUUUCUUUUUUCUAUGUACAGUGUUUUGAUAUA
Molecule: messenger RNA, 1202 nt
Organism: Cynara cardunculus var. scolymus (artichoke)
Lineage: Eukaryota; Viridiplantae; Streptophyta; Magnoliopsida; Asterales; Asteraceae
Product: 40S ribosomal protein S4-3-like
Exons: 5
Coding region: 200-994 (264 amino acids)
Biological process (GO): translation
Cellular component (GO): ribosome; cytosolic small ribosomal subunit
Molecular function (GO): RNA binding; structural constituent of ribosome
Source: RefSeq, a predicted model, not a curated record